Messenger RNA from Trifolium pratense (red clover), 2350 nucleotides. RefSeq names its product cysteine-rich receptor-like protein kinase 10. Gene Ontology annotation, molecular function: protein kinase activity; ATP binding. Bases 76 to 2193 code for a protein of 705 amino acids. The transcript is spliced from 7 exons. Gene Ontology annotation, biological process: protein phosphorylation. The record is from RefSeq and is a predicted model, not a curated record. Lineage: Eukaryota; Viridiplantae; Streptophyta; Magnoliopsida; Fabales; Fabaceae.
ACAUUAUAUAUAUUAUAGUUUCCUAGAAAAUUUGCAUAACAACUUAACUCAACCAAUUCUAGAGGAGAGAGCACUAUGCUUUCUUGGCAAUGGACUCUGUUUUCACUUCUUCCUCUGUUUUUCACACUAAAUUCUGAAGCAAAUGACCAACUAGUUUUCCGCUACCACACAUGUAACCAAAAUCUCGGAAACUUCACCCAAGGUAGUAUCUACCAGAACAACCGUGACAACGUUUUGGCACAAAUAUAUUCCAACAAAGAAAUAAACUACGGUUUCUACAAUGUCUCGUAUGGCGAAGAACCUGACAGAGUAAACGCAAUCGGUUUAUGCAGAGGUGAUGUUAAUCCAGCCGACUGCCGUGAAUGCUUGAGAACCUCCGCUGUACUUCUAACCGAACGAUGUCCAAUACAGAAAGAAGCAAUUGGUUACUACGAUUUAUGCACCUUACGUUAUUCAAACAAUUCGCUGUUUGGUGUCAUGAAAACCGAAACAGGUUACGUUUAUAAUAUUGAAACCAAGACAGUGGUGGAUGAUUUGUUUAAUCAAACACUUAAUGUCUUGUUGGAUGAACUUAAAAGCGCGGCCGCGGAUGGUGACUCCCAACAUAAGUUUGCUGAAAAGAGUGUUAAAGUAAAUGAUGAAGGUAGUAGUAAUAGAAAUGAGACUAUAUAUGGUUUGGUUCAGUGUACACCAGAUUUGUCUAAGGACAACUGUACUAAUUGUUUGGAUACAGCUUUGGGACAAUUUUCAUAUUGGUGUAAACAAAUGAAAGGUUGUUUGUAUCUUGGACCAAGUUGUUCUGUUAGAUAUGAUAUCACUCCUUUCUUUGAGUCCAUAGUCAUGAACAAUACAGAUUCACCAGCAGGUCCAGCACCACAGCCUUCUCAAGCACUUACUCCUGCACUUUCCCCUAAAUCUUCAACUUCUGCUAUCUCCAUCAACACAUCUACGAGUAAAGGAAAGAGCACGAAAAUAAGAACGACAAUCGCUAUCGCUGUAGCAAUAGUUGUGGCUGGCAUACUAUUGGUGGGUUCAUGGAUUUGUUUGCGAAAGCGAAAACCAAAACCCGAAUACACGGCUGAAAUUGAAGGCCCAGAGAAAAAUGAAGAUGAAGUUGAUGAUGUUGAAGAGGAAGAAGUUGAAGCUGGUAAUGACCUUAAAGUUGGGGAUUUGUUGCAAUUUGACUUUGCAACCAUCAGAUUAGCUACAAGCAACUUCUCUGAUGCAAAUAAGCUUGGUCAAGGUGGAUUUGGUUCUGUUUACAAGGGUACGCUCUCUAAUGGACAAGAUAUUGCCAUCAAAAGAUUGGCUAACAAUUCUGAGCAAGGAGAAACCGAAUUUAAGAACGAAGUAUUGCUGACGGGGAAACUUCAACAUCGAAAUUUGGUUAAGCUACUAGGUUUCUGCUUACAAAGAAAAGAAAGACUACUGAUAUAUGAGUUUGUCUCCAAUAAAAGUCUUGAUUAUAUCAUAUUUGAUCCAAUCAAGCGUGCAAGUUUAAAUUGGGAAAGACGUUUCAAAAUCAUAAAAGAUAUUGCUCGUGGUCUUCUUUAUCUUCAUGAAGAUUCUCGAUUACAAAUUGUUCAUCGUGAUCUCAAAACAAGUAACAUUCUGCUAGAUGAAGAGAUGAAUCCAAAAAUUACGGAUUUUGGCAUUGCAAGAUUGUUUGAUCCAAAUCAAACUCAUGGCAUGACAAAGACCGUCAUUGGAACUUAUGGAUAUAUGGCACCAGAGUAUAUUAAACAUGGACAAUUCUCAGUCAAAUCAGAUGUAUUCAGUUUUGGCGUAAUCAUUUUAGAAAUUAUUUGCGGCCAAAGAAACACUGAGAUUCAAGAUGGGGAGAAUAUAGAGGAUCUAUUAGGCAUUGUAUGGAAAAAUUGGAAGGCAGGGACAAGUUUAGACAUUGUAGAUCCUAUAUUACACCAAGGUUUUAAUAAGAAUGAAAAAUUGAGAUGCAUCCAUGUUGGAUUACUUUGUGUUCAAGAAGAUAUAGUUGUGCGACCAAAUAUGAGUUCGGUUUUACUGAUGCUUAAUAGCACCACUUUCCCACUUUCUGAGCCUUCUGAACCUCCAUUUUUAAUGCAACCCAAAAGGGCAUUAUCUAUACACUUAAAUGAGCAAUAUUCAGAUCCCACAAAGUCAACUGAUUCAGGAUCAGGAAGUCAACCAACUCAAGGAUCAGCUACAGAUUAAUCAAUAAUAAUAGAUGAAUUAAGUGAUUGUGAAAAUCUUUUAUAACCAACUGAAUUCUGUCUUCAGUUGGAUUUGGCUUUUCAGACUUUAUUACUCUCUAUUUCAAAUUUUGUAACAUAAUGUAUUUAGUGAUAUUUUGCCUAUAGUUUAUUUUUUA